Messenger RNA from Oncorhynchus mykiss (rainbow trout), 3250 nucleotides. RefSeq names its product growth arrest specific 2a (gene gas2a). Gene Ontology annotation, cellular component: actin filament. Gene Ontology annotation, biological process: actin crosslink formation. NCBI's taxonomy places the organism in Eukaryota, Metazoa, Chordata, Actinopteri, Salmoniformes, Salmonidae. The record is from RefSeq and is a predicted model, not a curated record. Gene Ontology annotation, molecular function: actin filament binding; microtubule binding; cytoskeletal adaptor activity.
GUUUCUCCGAUGUCAGAUUGGAGUCAGGAGUGCAGGGAGAGAGAGGAAGAACGCAGCGUAACAUUCCCACCCAGUCCAGCAUGACUGAUCUUAAACUUCCCUUCUAUCGGCGGUGCAGCAACGACUUUGGUGCAGGUCUUUGAGAGACAGAUAUAUUUAGCAUUGCCCGAUCUUACCCACUGUUUUCAGCGACAGACCGUAGGGUAGGCUAGAAAAGCAUGAAUAUAGAACGCACUGAGGAGCAAAGAGACGGCACGAGAGGACGGUAACGGUCCGGAUAGAAGAGUUGCUUUGAAGAGGGUGACGGGAGAGACCCACCAUGUGCAGCUCUCUGAGUCCCAAGCAGCCGAUUGGCCCAGGCCUGACGGAUAUGCAGCAGUAUAGCCAAUGGCUGGCCAGCCGCCAUGAAGCCAGCCUUUUGCCAAUGAAGGAAGACCUAGCCCUAUGGCUAACCAGCAUGCUGGGUCUGGAGAUCACAGCAGAGAGCUUCAUGGAGCGUUUGGACAAUGGCUUCCUGCUGUGCCAGCUGGCUGAGACGCUACAGGAGAAGUUCAAGCAGAACCAGACUCAGAACCGUGGAGAACUGCCUCUUGGCAAUGGAAAGGCCAUCCCAUGCCGGAGGAUCCCGUGUCGUGCCAGCGCUCCCUCCGGGUCCUUCUUCGCCAGGGACAACACAGCUAACUUCCUGACCUGGUGUCGUCAGGUGGGGGUGGGAGAGACCUGCCUGUUUGAGUCUGAGGGACUGGUUCUUCACAAACAGCCACGGGAAGUAUGCCUCUGUCUCCUACAGCUGGGAAGGAUAGCGUCUCGGUACAACGUGGAGCCUCCGGGGCUUAUCAAGCUGGAGAAGGAGAUAGAACAGGAGGAGAAAGUAUCGCUACCCUCACCUGUCUCUCCCUCCCAAUCUCUCUCUCCAUCCCCUUCUCCAAACCCCCCAUCCCCCUCUCCAACCUCUCCAUUCCCCUCUCCAACCAAGUGCUUGUCGUCUUGCAAGAAGAGCACAGGGAAGCUGCUGGAUGAGGCUGUGAAGCAUAUCUUUGAGGAGCCUCCCUGCAAGUGUCCCAAUAAAUUCUGUGUGGAGAGACAGGCUCAGGGCCGCUAUCGCGUCGGGGAGAAGAUGCUCUUCAUCCGGAUGUUACACAACAAGCAUGUGAUGGUGCGUGUGGGAGGAGGCUGGGAGACUUUUGAGAGCUACCUGCUGAAACACGACCCAUGUCGGAUGCUCCAGAUCUCCAGAGUGGAGGGGAAGGCCUUUCCCAUGUCCCCCAAGUCCCCCAACACCAAGGACCUCACCCCAGACAGCUACUUGGUGGUGGCCGCACACUACCGCAGCAAGAAGUAAAGAUGGCCGCCUACUACCGCAACAAGAAGUAAAGAUGGCCGCCUACUACCGCAACAAGAAGUAAAGAUGGCCGCCUACUACCGCAACAAGAAGUAAAGAUGGCCGUACACUACCGCAGCAAAAAGUCAACUGACGCUUCAACCAAGGGGAUCAGUUUGAGCAAUGCGAGGAUGGUGGUGGUGGCCUACUACCGCAACAAGAAGUAAAGAUGGCCACCUACUACCGCAACAAGAAGUAAAGAUGGCCACCUACUACCGCAACAAAAAGUAAAAAUGGCCGCCUACUACCGCAACAAGAAGUAAAGAUGGCCGCCUACUACCGCAACAAAAAGUAAAAAUGGCCGCCUACUACCGCAACAAGAAGUAAAGAUGGCCGCCUACUACCGCAACAAGAAGUAAAGAUGGCCACCUACUACCGCAACAAGAAGUAAAGAUGGCCACCUACUACCGCAACAAAAAGUAAAAAUGGCCACCUACUACCGCAACAAGAAGUAAAGAUGGCCGCCUACUACCGCAACAAAAAGUAAAAAUGGCCGCCUACUACCACAACAAGAAGUAAAGAUGGCCGCCUACUACCGCAACAAGAAGUAAAGUUGGCCGCCUACUACCGCAACAAGAAGUAAAGUUGGCCGCCUACUACCGCAACAAGAAGUAAAAAUGGCCGCCUGCUACCACAACAAGAAGUAAAGUUGGCCGCCUACUACCGCAACAAGAAGUAAAAAUGGCCGCCUGCUACCGCAACAAGAAGUAAAGAUGGCCGCCUGCUACCGCAACAAGAAGUAAAGAUGGCCGCCUACUACCGCAACAAGAAGUAAAGAUGGCCGCCUACUACCGCAACAAGAAGUAAAGACAUUCAUGAGGACCUGAGGAAAUGACCUCUUGCCUUUCCCAACUAGCAAAACUGAUUGAAAUGACAGUGACACAGAGGGUAAAGCCAGCUGACACAGUGUCAUUCCAACCAGAUUCCAACCAGUUGCUGUCUUCUAGUUGAUGUAAGCCACAGCCGGCCCACCUGAGCUACAGAACAGACAGUGGCCAGCAGGUAUAUAUCUCCUGUCCUAGCAGUCACGGCGAACUAGCGUCAACGUGACAGUUUGAUUUGGAUUUACAGCCUUUGAGAAUUAUCUAUGCAAUCAUUUUGACAAUCAUUUUGACAAUCAUUUUUAGCCGGGGAUUGAGGCUGGUAUAUUUGGUACUAAAAGCAUGUUUUCUAAUGUUACCUUGUGUGUAUUUUGUUUGACUUUUGUCAUUCAUUCAUUUAAUAGUGUGAAAGUAUAGUAUGACUUCUGUAAUAAUGGAUAUAUUCUGAAUAAUGAUUGGAUACUGGUCAAGCUAAAUCUGGACAUGUUCCACCAAUCAUGUUCCUCCUACGGUUCCACCAAUCAUGUUCCUCCUACGGUUCCACCAAUCAUGGGCUUUCUCCUUUCCUUGUUUUCUAAAUAUGCAGCUACACCACACAAGGGAAGAUAAUCAUGGCUAAAACAAUAUGUUUUUUAAAUGUAAUCCCACCAUCGGUCACAGUACAGGCUUACUGGUUACCACGCCCAGGGACCUGUCUCUGGCUUGAGCUUUUUUGCUUUAAAGACCAAAGGGUUCCACCAUUCAUUCUAAUGGAAGUCAACAUUUAAAAUAUGUUUGAAAUAGUGCUACUUUAUUAUGUUAAAAGUCCUGACUAAUAUGAAUAGCUUAUACGUAGGAUGUGUUUGUUAUGAUUAUGUAUCUCUGUAAUGUCUAUUAAUUUCUCCAAUGUGCUAUUAUGUGUGAUUUCUCUUUUUUUCCAUGUGCUAGUUUGUCUCUCCUGUUUUUCGAAGUUAAAAGCUUUUGAUAAUUUGUUAAUUUUAGGAACGCUAUUAAUUAACAUCAUUAUUUUUGAGAAGAUUAUUUCUGAGGAUUAAAGAGACAAUCAAAU